This is a messenger RNA of Zingiber officinale, 393 nucleotides long. RefSeq names its product major pollen allergen Ole e 10-like. Bases 1 to 393 code for a protein of 130 amino acids. The transcript has 3 exons. Lineage: Eukaryota; Viridiplantae; Streptophyta; Magnoliopsida; Zingiberales; Zingiberaceae. The record is from RefSeq and is a predicted model, not a curated record.
AUGGCGGACGCAAUGAGAAUGGUCACAAGUCUACUUCUUUUAUAUUUCUUCCUCCUCCCGUGCCUAACGAAUGGCUCGGUAGCAUUGGCGUCAACGAUUUUGUCAGGCAAAGGGCCAUGGUGCGUGGCCAGGGCGGAAGCGACAAGGGAGGCGCUCCAAGCGAACAUCGACUAUGUUUGCGGGUUUGUCGGAGGGGCAUGCGGCGCGAUACAGGAAGGUGAAUCGUGCUACUCCACAGACAUCGUCAGGCAGGCAUCCUACCCCAUGAACGCCUACUUCUACUACUAUGGCCCCACGGAGAUGAACUGCGACUUCAAUGGUACCGGCAUCAUCAUAACCUUUGACCCUAGUCACGGGAAUUGCGUAUAUCCUUCACGAAAUAUGCUGGAUUAA